Fraxinus pennsylvanica is the source of this 537-nucleotide messenger RNA. Lineage: Eukaryota; Viridiplantae; Streptophyta; Magnoliopsida; Lamiales; Oleaceae. The record is from the annotation of a GenBank genome assembly.
AUGAGAGUAGUAAGCUACUUCAGUACCAUCAGGCAAUCCACUAUCUUCAAAAACCAGCUUGUACAUCCUCUGAAAAACAAUCUGAGGCUUGAUGAUUGGGUGUUGUGCCGACUAUACAACAAGAAAGGGACUCUUGAAAAGCAUUACAAUGUUGAUCAGAAGACAUUGCAAUUUUCAGAUAGUGAAGAGCAGAAACCGAAAUUGGAUGGUUUCGUAUAUAAUGGGAAGGUAACACUAGUUCAGCCGGCCCUUGAACCGCAAUUAGUGAAGAAUAACUACUUGCAUUCUGAAGCGUCUGAAUCAGUCCUCAAGUUACAUACUGACUCGAGUAGCUCUGAGCAUGCGUUAUCACCGGAGUUCAUGGGCGAUAAGGAAGUCCAAAGCGUACCAACAUGGAAUGGCUUCGAGAAACCCCUUGAUUAUCAACUUAAUUACAAGGAUGACUUCCAAUAUGAUCCUUUCACUUCUCAAAUGCAGUACAGUGAUCAGUUUUCUUUGUUCGAUAAUGUGUUCAUGUACACGCAGGAGCCCUUCUAA